UAAACAGACAGGUAAAUAAACCCAUUUUUAAGUUAAAUUUUAAAUCGACACAUACUCGCACAUAUUCUCGGUACUUGUGAUUGGGAUAUUAGUAUUUUAGAACGAAAACGAUUUUUUCUUCUGGAGAUAACAUCUAAGCACAACUAACAGAAAAAAUGACAACGAGCUUGAUGAAAAGAACAAUUGAAAACGAAUUAGUAAACCUCCAAGUGCCACACAAAAUUCAAAGAAAAAGUAGAAGCCCACGAAGACAAAAUGUAUCCAGCCUACAAACUUACAAAAUCAUAUUUGAAUUCGGACCACCUCAGCUGAAUCUUUUUAGAUACAUUACCAAGAAAGUCGGAAUUCUUUGGAACGAAGCAAAAGAGAAAUGCAGUUUGAAAGAUGGCGGGAAACCAACAAAUGGACUACUACUUGUAUGCGAAGAUGAUGAAAGGACUGUAAACGACUGUUUAAAAAUCGUUGGCUUUGACGUUUAUCAACUUGAAAGACUGUUAGAAACGGACGAUGGGAUGAAUGAUGAACGGAAAAGUGUUUGCAUCUUUUACUUUUCGGAGCAAUUUUGGAAAACAAUGAACAAGGCACGCGCGCAAACAAUACGGGAGGCCUUAAGGAGGGUUUCAAACACAUAUGUGUUCAUCUUAACGACUUCUGACGUAGAGAGAGAUGAAGCAGUUGAAUGCUGCAAAAGAUUCAAACUCUGUCCCAUUUCCCAUGUAAUCUCCCCAGCGUCAGACAAAACGGCUUUUUACGAAGCAUUCUACAAGGUACUUGAGAAGGAACUUCAAACAUUUUCAUCUGACUUGGAAACACGGACAUCUACACGACAGAUCCAUGCAAUCAAGUGCAAAUUAAACUCUCUCAUUGAAAAGCUACGAUCAAGAAAUGCAUCAAUCAAAUCACCUUUGACAAAGCAAUGCUUAGAAAUUAUCAAAUCAUCAAGGAAAAAGGGUGUCAUUGGAUAUAGGCUCCUUGGAAAUGAAUUGCAUAUCUAUGAAAACGAACACUUGAGAACCGAAACGGAGAGGAGAUCGGAAAUUGAAAAUUGUAUCAAAAAUAAUUUUAAAGGAGAAGUCCAUUUUAGACCGUUAAGCAAUGUUUUAAAACCGCAAUGUACUGUAAGGUGUGGUGGUUACAUUGGCAACUACACACUUGGUAUAAAAGGCACCGUGGGCAUGUUUGGCGAAAUAAGAAAUACCCUUCAAAAUGAUUCAUUUCAUACCGUGGCGCUUUCCUCUCCGCAUGUUAUCAGUAGCGGUGAUGUUGCAUGUUCAUCCACUGGGGAGAUAAUUGGUGAAUGUAUCUGGCCAGGAAGCAAAGCAAACAUUCACGAUGUAUCUAUAGUCAAAAUUGAUUCCUCAUUGAUCAACUCCUUAAAACGAACAUACUUUAACGAAAAUAUCACAGUCGAAGAACGUCCCUAUGGGAGUCUUUGUUAUCGAGACGUGUUCAAAUAUGGAGCAACCACAGGUAAAACAAGUGGCUCAAUUGAACAGAUAAAUGAUUUUCAACUUUUUGACAGAGACGUAAUGGCGAUUUCAUCAGACGACCCUAAAAAUCCAUUCUCCACGAAUGGAGAUAGUGGCGCUAUUGUGUUAACAAUAAUUGAUGGAAAAUAUUAUGGUAUUGGAGUUAUUUACGGAGGCAGCCUUGAUGAUCGAGGAGCAAACAGCAGUAUCACGGAAAACGAAAGCAUUGCGAUAUUUCUGAAAAAGGCAAUAGAUCAAUUUACAACUGAGAAAAAUAUGAACAUUGAGUUUGAUAAAAUAUAAACAUGAUAAAUAACAUACGUGCAUGCAGAAAAACUGAGUUUUCUUUAAUGAAAGAAAUAAACAUGGAAUGCAAUAAUAAGCUUGUGAGUCUGUAAAAUUACGGGGAUUUGUUUUGGAACAAACAUGGUAAAAUUUUCCCGGCAACUUUGAUUAGGUCAGCCCCCUUGGUUCUAUGAAAAUCUUUAGCAAAUUUCGUCCUUUGUGAGAUGGGUUUGGGGUUCAAGAUUCUCAAUGGUUUUUUUUCAAUCUCAAUCAAUAUUACUAUAUCAAUUAAUUAAUCUAUACUGUUUAUUUUCAAUGAUCACUUUUUGGCUUCAAUAGCAGCCUUGUUUUGAUCCACCUGUCUAGAUGUAUAGUGUCAAAUUGUUACAUUUGUAUUACAAGGGCUUACAACUGAACCCACUGCAAACAGAUAUGUCGAAUUUCUAAUUCUGCAUUUUAGAAAAUACAUAAUUAGACUCGUGCUUAUAUGUUUUAAUACCCCCCCCCCCCGUAAACAAAGUUUUGGCAGCGGGGUAUUUAGGAAUCACCGUAUCCGUCUGUCUGUGCAAAAUUCGUGCCCCUAUUGUACGGACAUGUCAUCCAAAGUAUUCAAACCGGGAAGGGUAUUUUUGUUGCGGACCAAGGUACAUAUAUCAGAGAUGUGCAUUUUGCUUAAAUGUUGAUUUUUGAUAAUUCAUGAUACCGAAGAUAAGGGGCGAUGUAACACUCCGUGGCUUUCCUGCCACCGAUAUACAAACUUUCUGGAAUUGUCGGCCAACAAGACAUGUAACAUAUGUCAUAUAACAUUAUUAAAUCAGUUUAAGAACAUAAUUUAUUCAAUACCAAAUGUUCUUUAUUAACACAUAUUCAUAUCUUAGUGUAACAAAUCAAUGUAAUAGUGUGGAAUCAUUAGAUUUUGUGGUGGCUCAAUUUUCGUGGAAUUCGUUGGUACCUCUCAUCUACGAAUUAACAUCCACCACGAAUUAGGCAAUUAAGUCAUAUUUCCUUUUGAAGGUAUAUGAGAAUACACGAAAUAUGUCCCCACGAACCUGUAAAAUUUAAGCAAUCUACGAAAAUUGGCCCCCAGAGUUUUAAUGAUUCCACAGUACCCACUAAUAUUUUUUUCAUUACGUCUUUUGAAUACUUUCAGAUGAGAACUGGAUGUUACUUGUUUCU
Molecule: messenger RNA, 2930 nt
Organism: Magallana angulata
Lineage: Eukaryota; Metazoa; Mollusca; Bivalvia; Ostreida; Ostreidae
Exons: 7
Coding region: 156-1772 (538 amino acids)
Source: RefSeq, a predicted model, not a curated record